This is a messenger RNA of Papaver somniferum (opium poppy), 1354 nucleotides long. Its product is annotated as adenine phosphoribosyltransferase 3-like. Gene Ontology annotation, biological process: adenine salvage. The transcript has 6 exons. Gene Ontology annotation, cellular component: cytoplasm; cytosol. Gene Ontology annotation, molecular function: adenine phosphoribosyltransferase activity. The coding region runs from base 426 to 1010 and encodes 194 amino acids. The record is from RefSeq and is a predicted model, not a curated record. Lineage: Eukaryota; Viridiplantae; Streptophyta; Magnoliopsida; Ranunculales; Papaveraceae.
AGAGCCAGACAAAACACUGGUUUUCUAACUUGGUAGUCUUUCUUUACUACUUCUCUCGAGGUGAUUCCUUCAAACUCUAGACUGUGCUGCCCUUUCUUUAACUAUUUCUCGUGCAGUGAGCUAUUUCCAUUUCAUUUGUUUUUUAUCUUUUUUUUUGAAACUUAAACAAAAACACUCCUCCCUUCCUAUAAAUACCCUUGGCUUUCCCUUUAAUUAUCUCCUCCAUCCUUCCCUUCGUUCUUUCCCUAUUACUACUACUACCAUCUCUUUCUUCCCUCCCUUUUGUUGUUUCAACCUAUUUGUCUCUUCCUCUGUACUCUUCUCUCUCCAUAUUUUCUUGAAGAUUCUCUGUUGCUGCUUAACACGAGAGGUUUUUUAUUUCCGCAAACGGAAUUUUGAACUACAUAGAGUGUGAGUGAGGAAGGAUGUUCAGAGUUGAAGAAGAAGCAGAAGAAAGAACAAUGUCGGUUUGUAAGAACCAAGAUCCUCGUAUUCACGGCAUCCAAACUAAAAUUCGUGUUGUUCCCAAUUUUCCAAAACCAGGGAUUAUGUUUCAAGAUAUAACAACUCUGCUUCUUGAUCCAAAGGCAUUCAAGGAUACUGUUGAUUUAUUUGUUGAGAGAUAUAAGGGGAAAAAUAUAUCAGUGGUUGCAGGAGUCGAGGCUCGGGGUUUCAUAUUCGGUCCACCGAUUGCAUUGGCAAUUGGAGCGAAGUUUGUUCCAUUGAGGAAACCACGAAAAUUGCCUGGCAAAGUCAUAUCUGAGGAGUAUGUUCUGGAAUACGGAAAAGAUUGUCUUGAGAUGCACAUUGGAGCAGUUGAACCUGGUGAUCGUGCGCUAGUAGUUGAUGAUUUGAUAGCCACUGGAGGAACCUUGUGUGCUGCAAUGAAAUUACUUGAGCGUGUUGGGGCUGAAGUGGUUGAAUGUGCAUGUGUGAUUGAACUUCCUGAUUUGAAGGGUCGUGAGCGUUUAAAUGGUAAGCCGUUAUAUAUCUUGGUCGAGACCCACUAGAAGAUGGUAGCAUCGCAUCAUUGGCUAUGCACCUUGGCGAGGAUUAAAAAUGAUGAUGUUUAAACAGCGGAGACAUAUUAUUCACAACUCCUUUACAAAGAUCAGUUCAAGCGUUCUGCUCCAAGAAGGUCGUUCUGCUCUUACACUUGUGGACUUAUUACAUGGAUCUGGGUAAAAUUUAGGCAGUGUUUUCAUGUUUUGAGCAAGUUUUCUUCAUCGGUUAGCAUAAUGUAUCCUAAUUUAUGAGAAGGGGUUGUUGAAUGAAUCAAAUCAAUCAAUAACAUGGAACCGGAUAUCCUCUUUAUUGUUCCCUUUUAUCCAUUUAAUUUCUGAAUGUCAGAAAA